GUUGAAAAUAUAGUAAGACAGCAACAAAGUAUAGAUACAGUUAUUGAUUAAAAGGUAUCAUUUAAAAUUCAAGACAUGACAGUGUGUGGAAAGUUUGACGUAAAUGGUUACCCCAUUUGGUAUGAAAAGUUCGGCACUGGAAGUGAUGUAGUCUUACUAAUACCCGGAGCAUUAGGGACCGGGAGGAGUGAUUUUAAGGAGCAAUUGGAGGGACCGCAUGCUUUCGACCUCAAACGCUACACUUUUGUGGCGGUAGAGCUGCCGGGUUGGGGCCGAUCACGACCGCCCAUUAGGGCCUAUGAUCUCGAUGUCUACCACAGGGAUGCCGACUGUUGUUUCAAACUUAUGGAAAACCUGGGUCAUCAAACAUAUUCAAUAAUCGGUUGGUCAGACGGCGCCAAAGUAGCUCUUCUCAUGCCUUACCUGAACCCCAAUCGUAUCACGUGUUCGGUGGCCAUCGGGAUCUUUGUUAGGGCCACAAAACAGACAAUCGCUCCCUUGAUGUUGACCCGGGAUACUAAGAGGUGGCCAAAGGAACAGUACGAUACAUACCUUGAGAUAUACAAUGAUGAGGACACCUUCCAACUCGUGUGGGAUCAACACAUCAACUUCUGUAGGGUUGCAAUGGAAGUCUGUGGCGAUGGCCUCCAUUUGGUGCCCCCGGAAACACUCAGACAAAUCCGAUGCCCAGUACUUCUAGUUCACGGCGAUAAGGAUCCGCUCAUAGCUCUGGAGCACCCGUUGUAUUGCAAGGAAAAUAUUCCGGACUCUGUGUUACACCGAUUCCCCGGCGGUUCACACAAUUGUCAUCAAGUGUUUGCCGCAGAGUUUAAAAAAGUCGUACAAAACUUCUUUGACAACUGCGAGUCCGGAGGCUUUUGAAGUAGUUUUACUGCUUGUGAAUCGCAUUUAUGUAUAUUUUUAAUUUUUAUGGAUCAGUUAUAAUACAAUUAUAUUUAUUUAGUCAAAAUAUUUAUUAAGGUUUCAUUUGAU
Oppiella nova is the source of this 993-nucleotide messenger RNA. NCBI's taxonomy places the organism in Eukaryota, Metazoa, Arthropoda, Arachnida, Sarcoptiformes, Oppiidae. The record is from the annotation of a GenBank genome assembly.